GUGUGUACUGCGCACAAUGCUCCCAACUACAAUCGGCACCUACUCGUCUUGUCUCAGUCUCCGCAGACUCCCCGGUAUUCAUUUCAAAUCCCCCAAACUUUCCAAUUCCGUUGAUCUGAAUCGGUAGCCCUUGAUUGCCCAUAAUUCCUCAAAUCGGACGGCCUCGAUGUUGAAGAACAAAAUCAAUACAGUGCGGUGCCACUCCGCACUAUCACAACAACUCUCUCACCAUUGAAGGAGCAGUUCAACCUCGAUCAACAAUCAAACCCAUCUCAAAUCUGUAACCACAUUCAUCCCUCAAUCGAUGGAAUCGGAAGAUAGGUAUGUAGAAAUUGACUCUUUAGAGAGAGGUUUGCUAUCGGAAAACAGUUCGCAAAACGAAGAAGAUGAGGAGGUUAUUUACUCGGCGUCUUUUGAAGAGACGGAAGAGAAGUUUGUCAAGUAUCAAACGGCUCAAUGGGUGCUUUACUCGUUGUUGUUGAUUUUGGCUUGGGGGAUUGGUUUGUUCAUGUUGAUUUAUAUUCCUGUUCGGAGAUAUAUUCUGCGUAAAGACAUUCGUUCAAGGAAGCUCUUUAUCACCCAGAAUGCUAUUGUAUACAAAGUCGUAAGGCCGGUUCCAUUUCCAUGCUUUGGGGUUUUGAAAAAAGAGAAGUAUGUUCUGUUGCCUUCAGUUGCUGAUGUUGUAAUUGAACAAGGAUACCUGCAGUCCCUUUUUGGUGUAUACUCAAUCAGGAUUGAGAAUGUUGGUGUAAGAAGGCCUCCGAGUGAUGAUGUUCAAAUCCAAGGUGUUUCAAAUCCUGUUGCUUUCAGGAAGGCUGUUUUAACACGCCUUGCAAACAUGAGAAGUGAGGCUUUCUCUAGGCAAGUUUCUGCAAUUGAUGAUGUUCCAAAUUUGAGGAUUGGCCAUUCAGCUGCAGCUUGGAUGUCUCCAUCAAAAUCUCUCAGGCAUGAUUCUUUUCCUCAUUCAGGGGAGCUAAUACUACUACAAAAACUAGAGGAGGUUGGCAGUUCUGUGAAGAGGGUUCAAACUUUAAUUGAGGAGCAACACUGUCGAACAUCAGGUCCUACAGACUAAGGAUAUAAAGCAAAGGGAUGAUGUGCGAUGAGCAUUUUUUCGGUGGCAUUUGUGAACCAACAAAUAUUUGGAUAUUCUGUCUGAGCUGCCCUUAAGCAAGAGUUUUUGAACUUGCAUAGGUCCCCAUCCUCGAGUUCAAGUGAGUACACUUUGUUUUUAGUCUUGACCUGUAUUGGAGGUUUAUUGGUCAACUCCAAUAGGUCUGUUGUAUUAGCCUAUGUUGAUGAUCCCCUUUUGUGGCAUGUGUUUGUGUUUUCCUUUUCCUUUUCCUUUUCCUGUUUCCCCAAUCUUUAAGUGGGCUCUUCUUUUUUUUUUCGUAACGAUUUUUUGUGAAAAUUAUUAUUGAGUUUGUAAUUUUUCCAGAUACCAUUUUCCGGUAGGGUAUUUGUUGAUUGAUUUGAAGUUUUGGUUCCUACCCA
Molecule: messenger RNA, 1494 nt
Organism: Camellia sinensis
Lineage: Eukaryota; Viridiplantae; Streptophyta; Magnoliopsida; Ericales; Theaceae
Source: RefSeq, a predicted model, not a curated record